AUGGAGCUGAGCUGUUCCUGGGACGCCUCAAGGGCGUCACUGAGCCUGAGAAGAAGCGCAAGAUUAUUGGCGGAACCUUCAUCGACCUUUUCGAGAAGGAGGCCAUUCGGAUCGAGAAGGAGGCAGAGAACACGCCCAAUGCCGGCAAGGUCGAGUGGUUCCUUCAGGUUCGUCGCUAACUGGAUUUUAGUAUCGAGUCGCUCUCGUUCAAGGGUCCCAGCGCGACCAUCAAGACCCAUCACAAUGUCGGAGGUCUGCCCGAUACUCUCAAGCAAGGACGAGGUCCGAAGCUUCGGUAGGGAGCUCGGUAUCCACAACGAUCUCAUCAUGAGACACCCCUUCCCUGGUCCCGGAAUCGCCAUCCGGAUUUUGGGCGAGGUCACACCGGAGCGCGUGGCGAUCGCUCGGGCGGCCGACAACAUCUUCAUUUCGAUGAUCAAGGAGGCUGGCAUCUAUGAUCAGGGAGACGCCAGGGUGUACGGCUACAUCGUCAUUCUCAGGGCCGUCCAGACGGCCGACUUUAUGAGUUGCGAGCCGUUUGAGUUCGACUUCAACCUGUUGAAGAAGAUCUCGACACGCAUCGUCAAUGAGGUCGAAGGCGUCUCGCGUGUCGUCUACGACAUCACCAGCAAGCCGCCCGGAACCAUUGAGCUCGAAUGA
This is a messenger RNA of Colletotrichum higginsianum IMI 349063, 660 nucleotides long. Its product is annotated as GMP synthase. Gene Ontology annotation, molecular function: GMP synthase activity; ATP binding; GMP synthase (glutamine-hydrolyzing) activity. The record is from RefSeq and is a predicted model, not a curated record. The transcript has 10 exons. Lineage: Eukaryota; Fungi; Ascomycota; Sordariomycetes; Glomerellales; Glomerellaceae. Gene Ontology annotation, cellular component: cytosol. Gene Ontology annotation, biological process: GMP biosynthetic process. Bases 1 to 660 code for a protein of 219 amino acids.